Molecule: messenger RNA, 4584 nt
Organism: Hypanus sabinus (Atlantic stingray)
Lineage: Eukaryota; Metazoa; Chordata; Chondrichthyes; Myliobatiformes; Dasyatidae
Exons: 2
Coding region: 1023-4250 (1075 amino acids)
Source: RefSeq, a predicted model, not a curated record
AACAACAACAAAACAACAGCUAAACAAGCUCCUUUCCUACCCUUCCAUCCACCCACUCACACACCCAGACAGGCCCCCAAGCCCUGGACAGGCCGCCUCUGGUCCUUGCCCCUGGACUGCAGAUAACAAGCCUUCAACCUCCAGUCCCUGGCCCGGACUCACAGGCAUCAGGCUUGCUCCACACUCACUGGAGAGAAUCCUUCAAGAUCUGACUUGCCUCUCAGGGAUUACAUGAUGAUUUAGUAGAUGUGAUAGAGCUCCUGGUGUGAGUCCUACCUCACUCCAUGAGUCCGGAAGCUAAACACUAGAGUUAUACAUCCAACUUAAUAUUAUCUAUCUCCACAGAUUGUUCAGGAUCUCAAUGGAUGCUAACAGGUCAGACUUGGACACGAUCCACUUUCUGGGCUAACUGUUCAACAGAUCUCCAUGAAGUUCCUGAAAAGGAUAGGAAGUUAUAAGUAUCCUCGGUCCAAAGCACACCAUCAUCGUCAGUGUUUAUGGUGAUGCUAUGGCACCUCCAUGGCUACAGUGAUGACCUUGCAAGUCUAUGGCCAGCCACUUGCUGCUGGCUGAUAAUGUAUAGUGUUAUUGUGCUGUCUUUACGACAGUUAUUUAGUUUAUAAUAUUUUCGCUUAGUAAUUCAUUCAAUAGUAUUUUCUAGUUAGAAUUAGAAGUGUUUAAAGUGUAUUCAUUGCAUGUAAAAUAUAUCGGCAUGCGAUGACGUCACAUCCGGUUUCGCCGCGUCUUGUGGGAAAACACCGGUUUGAAAUUAGCGCGAGGGUGGGGGCUUUCCACGAGGCUCACCUGAGCACAAGCAGUUUUGCAGGCAUGAGAAAUCACAGUGAGAGCAACGCUUUUUCAUCAUAUGUUAAUGUGAAGAGUGAACAGUAAAUGGUUAAUCUUACUGCGAUCUGGUUCUUAUUAACUGUGGUUUAUCCGGACGUUAAAUUCGGCGUUUCGUUACACCCGAAGGAGAACGUGACAGUGAAAAAGCGGCAUUAUCAGGUGUUUCAAGUGCUGCAAUGUCAGCUCAAUCCAGCAUCAAGUCGACGCCGCCCAGCGACAAGGGCGGUAAACCGACAUCAAGUAAGCCCACCCAGGCGUUAUCAGGUGUUCCAAGUGCUGCAAUGUCAGCUCGAUCCGGGAUCAAGUCGAUGGCGCCCAGCGACAAGGGCAGUAGAACGACAUCAAGUAAGUCCACACAGGCAAGAGCCAAGGCAGAAGCCGCCAAGGUGCGACUGCAUUACGCCAAACAAGAGGCAGUUUUGAAAAUGAAACUGGCCACCAAAGAAGCCGAAAAGGCUGCCAGACAAAGAGAAGAGGCCGCCAGAGAAGCCGAAACCCAGUUGGAAAUGGCAAAAAUAUCGACAGAGUUGCAUGUGCUGCAGCUAGAAGGAGAAGGAGAAGCUGCCAGGGUGGAAGCAGAGUACAUAGAAGAAGCUGAAGGGUCGCGUGAUCUGACCGAAACAAGUUCUGCUUUGGAAAGGACCAGACUGGAACGCACGAGCGACUAUGUACAAUAUCAAGCAGACAGGCAGGCUCGUCUCCCCUCUCCAUACCUAUUCGAUAACUUCCCCAGCUACGAGGAAGAGAAUUUACCCUCGCGGCCCCGCGAUGAAGUCAAGAAUGAAAGAGCUGACAACCGAUAUACUUUGACACCAAAGUUACAAAGUUCGAUGCGAAGAGACGCGGAGGUUGGAUCCAGGAUGGCAAAUUCCAUGAGAAACGUGCGUUCUCAGUCAUAUGGGCGCCAACGUACUUCUCCAGCCCGCAUGCCGCUUGCAGCCGAUCCCACGCUGCAGUAUUUAGCACGACGGGAUCUCGUCACUUCGGGACUGUACCAGUUUGACGAUAAACCCGAAAAUUACCGUGCUUGGCUCUCCACAUUCACCAACGUGAUUGACGGGGUCCAGCUCAGUGCAACCCAAAGGUUGGACCUUAUGGCGAAAUGGCUGGGGAAAGAAUCACGCGACCAGGUGAGACGCAUGCGUUCAGUGUACAUCAACAAACCUGAGCUAGCCUUAAGCGAAGCGUGGGAGAGACUUUGGGAGAGAUAUGGGUCCCCCGACAUUAUUGAAGGGGCGCUAUAUCGACGUCUGGAAAACUUUCCUAAGGUGUCAGCCAAAGAUCACUUUAAGUUAAGAGAAUUCGGAGAUUUACUCAUGGAGAUCCAAGGCGCCAAAGAAGAUGGCUAUUCAGCUGGUCUAGUAUUCCUAGAUACUCCAUCCGGGAUUAGACCAAUUGUGGACAAACUUCCAUUUGGGCUGCAGGACAAGUGGCUGACUGUUGCCUCAGAGUACAAGGAAGACCACGAUGGUCGAUUUCCUCCCUUUGAGCUCCUCACUAGGUUUGUGUGCAAGGAGGCGAAGAGGCGAAACGACCCUAGCCUUGUAGGUCCAGGAAGCAGUUCGAUUUACACCAAGCCAGGCAGAUCCGUUUCGAAUGUUUUCAACAUUGAUAAACCCGUGUCAGUGCUCAAGACCGAAGCCCUUACGACUAACAACGACCCUGGCAAGUAUUGUCCAUUGCAUAACAAACCUCACCCCCUGAAAGCAUGCAGAAUGUUUAGGGAAAAACCCCUUGAAGAGAGGACGGCUCUUCUCAAGGAGAAAAGAAUAUGUUUUAGAUGCUGUUCCUCAACCUCUCACCUCGCCAGAGAGUGUACGAUCGCCGUGAAGUGUCCGGAAUGUGGCAGCCCAGAUCACGUCGAGGCCAUGCAUCCCGACCUGUCACCACAAACCGAGAGCGCUCCUUCACCCCCACAACAGGACGGCGGGGAGGGAGAGGCUCACUCUAGGUCAAUAGCUGUCAGCACGAACUGUACAGAAGUUUGCGGUCAAGCUCAGUCAAGUCGUUCUUGUUCCAAGAUCUGCCUCACUAAGGUGUACCCUAAAGGAGCCAAAGACAAGGCCAUCAAAGCCUAUGUGAUUCUGGACGAUCAGAGCAAUCGUUCACUAGUCAGUCCAGAGUUCUUUAAAUUGUUCAACAUUGAGAGUGAGCGGUUCCCAUACUACCUCAAAACUUGCUCAGGCAACAUGGAAACCCAAGGAAGGAAGGCAGAAGGCAUCCAGAUCGAGUCCCUGGAUGGCAAAGUCGUCAUCUGUCUCCCUCCGCUCUUAGAGUGCAAUGAAAUCAUGAAUAACCGCGCUGGGAUCCCGACACCAAGUGCGGUGCUACACCAGCCGCAUCUCCACCACAUCGCCAAACACAUCCCAGAACUGGAUCCGAAAGCGGAAAUACUCCUGCUAUUAGGAAGAGAUGUUAUCCAGGUACACAAGGUUAGGCAGCAGAUCAAUGGACCACUCAACGCCCCCUUCGCGCAACGUCUGGAUCUGGGCUGGGUGGUGAUAGGAGAGGUGUGUCUCGGUGACGUACACAAACCGAUGGUUAACACACUCAAGACCAAUGUGCUAGAGAGUGGCCGCCAUUCAAUCUUUCAACCCUGCCCGAGUGUCCCGUGCAUCAAGGAAGCACAACAAGGCGUUAACAAGCGCGAGGCAAGCGACGAGUCGCUGGGCCAGUCAGUCUUCGCUCUAACGAAGUAUGACAACAAACUUGCACAAUCAGCUCAAGAUACCAUUUCUUUAAAACCCAAAGACACUAAGGUCUUCAGAGAUGAAGCAAAUAAUGGGGUUGCCCCAUCGCCUUUCAGAGAACCACGCCAGCGCUCACCAGAUAACAAAGAGCAGGCAGUCAAACGGUUCACGUCCUUACGGAAAACCUGGAAAAGGAAAACUGAGAUACAGCAACGCACCCGAUUGGCCCACGAGGUACUGUGCACCCUAAUGGCACAGGUCACAGCCAUUAUAAAUGCACAAUCAUUCCUACCUGUGUCUUCUGACCCAGAAAACCCCUUUAUACUUUCGCCAUCAACGCUCCUUAUGCAGAAGGCAGGAGCACCUCCUCCACCAGGAGACUUCUCAGACAAGGAUUUGUACACAAAGCAAUGGAGACAAGUCCAGGCUCUGGCAAAUCAGUUCUGGUCCCGCUGGAGACAAAAAUAUCUACCUUUGUUGCAACAGAGACAAAAGUGGACAGAACCCCGAAGGAAUCUUCAAGUUGGAGACUUAGUCCUGCUCAGGGACAAGCAAGUCGCUCGCAACAGCUGGCCAACGGCCAGAAUCACUGUUACAUUCCCUAGCGGGGAUGGACAUGUCAGGAAGAUCGAAUUGAAGACUACCGACCAAGGCGAUGUGAAAAUUUACCAAGGGCCAGUUACAGAAGUUAUUCUACUUCUACCCAAUGACUGAUUAAGAGACUAAGUUUUGUACUCUGCUCAUUGUGACCUUACGAAGGUCAAGCGGGGAGUGUGCUGUCUUUACGACAGUUAUUUAGUUUAUAAUAUUUUCGCUUAGUAAUUCAUUCAAUAGUAUUUUCUAGUUAGAAUUAGAAGUGUUUAAAGUGUAUUCAUUGCAUGUAAAAUAUAUCGGCAUGCGAUGACGUCACAUCCGGUUUCGCCGCGUCUUGUGGGAAAACACCGGUUUGAAAUUAGCGCGAGGGUGGGGGCUUUCCACGAGGCUCACCUGAGCACAAGCAGUUUUGCAGGCAUGAGAAAUCACAGUGAGAGCAACGCUGUAAGUUAAU